This is a messenger RNA of Cyprinodon variegatus (sheepshead minnow), 1362 nucleotides long. RefSeq names its product solute carrier family 39 member 11 (gene slc39a11). The coding region runs from base 42 to 1064 and encodes 340 amino acids. Gene Ontology annotation, molecular function: zinc ion transmembrane transporter activity. The transcript is spliced from 10 exons. Gene Ontology annotation, biological process: zinc ion transmembrane transport. NCBI's taxonomy places the organism in Eukaryota, Metazoa, Chordata, Actinopteri, Cyprinodontiformes, Cyprinodontidae. The record is from RefSeq and is a predicted model, not a curated record. Gene Ontology annotation, cellular component: membrane.
ACAGAGGAGUCCACACAGCUACAGGUAGAAAGUGUGGCACCAUGCUGGAAGGCUACAGCCCUGUGACCCAGGCCCUGCUGGGUACUCUCUUCACCUGGGGUCUGACUGCUGCUGGAGCCGCCCUUGUCUUCAUCUUCUCCAGCCGGCAGAAGCGGAUCUUGGAUGGAAGUUUGGGUUUUGCUGCCGGGGUAAUGUUGGCCGCUUCCUACUGGUCAUUACUGGCUCCAGCGAUUGACAUGGCAGAGGAUUCUGGGAAGUACGGCUCGUUUGCCUUCGUACCAGUGGCUGUGGGAUUCACACUUGGAGCAGCUUUUGUUUACUUUGCUGACCUGGUCUUGCCCCUGCUGGGCGUCGGCGCCGACCCCCACACCGCCUUGGCCCUGCCCAGUGAUUCCAAGCUGACCAAGGAAAAAGCAGAGGAUCCGUGGUUCCAGCUGCCAGACUCAGAGGAGAUGAGCAUCAGGAUAGGUAGAGCUGGACCUUUCUCAGACAAAAUUGAUAAUGGAGAUGUGUACCAAAGAAGACGAGGCACCAAUUUGGGUCACUCCGAUGGGCAAGAAUCAGGAACUAAAACACCAGAAGGAGUUGGUCAAACAGGCAACAGCUGGCGAAGAAUUCUCCUCCUCAUCUUGGCGAUCACCAUCCAUAAUAUUCCAGAGGGCCUGGCUGUAGGAGUUGGUUUUGGAGCAAUAGGCAAGACUUCCUCUGCUACCUUUGAGAGUGCCAGAAAUCUGGCCAUUGGUAUCGGCAUCCAGAAUUUCCCAGAAGGCUUGGCUGUGAGCCUGCCCCUAAGGGGCUCCGGGGUCUCAACAUGGAAGGCUUUCUGGUACGGUCAGCUCAGUGGAAUGGUAGAGCCCAUCGCGGGCUUGCUUGGAGCUUUUGCUGUCGUUCUAGCAGAACCUCUUCUUCCAUAUGCCUUGGCUUUUGCAGCCGGAGCGAUGGUCUAUGUAGUGGUGGAUGACAUCAUACCUGAGGCUCAAGUCAGUGGUAACGGCAGGUUGGCCUCCUGGACCUCCAUUCUGGGGUUUGUUGUGAUGAUGUCACUAGACGUGGGGCUGGGCUGACGACGCCAUGAUGACAGAAUAAGCAAGGCUUUCAGAUGCACUGCUGACCUCAGUUUUAAGAAGGGGACCAAAUGUGUUUUUCCUAACACAUCAUAAUGGAAAUGAGAUUAAUGCUACUUGAAGUUGAGCUGUGAGCAGCACCUUUAAUGCAAUGAUUGCUGUACUUGAACUGAUGCUUACAGUUUAAUAAGACAUCUUAUUCAGGAAUACCCCCUGAAAGAUAUUGUAAUUCAAGGGUUGGUGAAGGUUCUGUUCAGAUGGUUUUUAGGGAUUUUUAUCCUGAUAAAAAAAAAACAUA